This is a messenger RNA of Podospora bellae-mahoneyi, 2917 nucleotides long. RefSeq lists its product as uncharacterized. Gene Ontology annotation, biological process: phospholipid metabolic process. NCBI's taxonomy places the organism in Eukaryota, Fungi, Ascomycota, Sordariomycetes, Sordariales, Podosporaceae. The coding region runs from base 941 to 2407 and encodes 488 amino acids. The record is from RefSeq and is a predicted model, not a curated record. The transcript has 3 exons. Gene Ontology annotation, molecular function: phosphatidate phosphatase activity.
CCUUAUCGUCCGUUAUACCCAACGCCCAAUUGGAACGACUUGAAAGCGUGUUCAGCCCCAGCUGGAAAAACCGGGGAAACCAUUGCGCAAACCUCCAUCAAAAUCAAGGGUCCAAAAGAGGGCUAGAUGAGAAUGCAUAUAUUUGGGAACUGGUCCCCCGUGAAUCUAACUGCCACAUGUCGUCGAUGGCCUGGAACCUGCCACGCUCUCUGGCUCUUGUCUUCCUUGGUGUUUCAUUCCUGGUGCUCUGAGACGGUGAUUUGCGCUACCCUUGUCGCGUCGAUCAGGUCUUGGCCAACCGCGCCAACCACUCGGAUGCCGGUGCUCUCGAUCCCUCAUUGUGGCUGAGCCCCUUUCCACUCGAGAAACACAGCGGCAAACCGUCAACACAGCCGCUUGGCCUCGCACUCCCUUUUGCAAAUCUGCGCUGCUUCUGUGUGAAGGAGGCCGGACCAACUCAUCAUCAAGGUUCAGACUCCAGAUCGGUUAAUAAUAAUUCCUAUUGCAACAGAAGGAGAUUCCCGUUUAACAUCUUCAAGAGUCUUGCUUGGGAAGCGCAUCGUUGGAUGCUGCGGCUCGUUUGGUAUCUCAUCCAACAUCUUAUUGUUUUUUUCGCUGGACACUGGUGGUCAAUCAAUCUUUUCCCUUGUCGUCGCAUCUGCAGUCCGACAAUCUCGUCACUGGUUUUACCUCCGUUUCCGUACCUACCUACGAUCUACCUUGCCUGCGAAUACUACGGAGUAUCCCUCUCACACCAACGGGUCUAGUCUGCGGCACCGGGUAGUGUGGCUGCUGUCCGCCCCCCCGGGCUCCUCUCAUUGUUCCUGUCGCCGCAACUCACCACCACCAUCACACCGCACUUCGACUUCCCGCGCCCGCCCCGGCUUCUUCUUGUCCCUCUUUCAUUCCUCUUUUCUGGGGAUUAGCCAGGGGCUUCCCGAUGCCCGACGAUUCCAUACGCCCUCUGAUAACUGCCCGCUCCAUCUCACCUGCUCCGACAUUUCCAACUCGCGAUACAUUCGAUACUAUGGAUCUCGCCGGCGAUAACGUGGUGAGGAAGGGCAAGCUUUCUUGGGUUGUUGCGCUAUCCUACGCUAUCGACUGGAUCAUUCUCAUCGCCGUUGGCGUCGUUGGAUACAUUUUAGGUCAUAUUACACCAAACAAGCGGCCGUUCGCGCUCGACGACCGCAAUAUUUCAUUUCCGUAUGCCGAACAAGAAACAGUGCCAGUGUGGCUCGCGGUUGUCAUCAGCGUCAUGUGCCCGAUUGUCAUCAUCGCCGUCAUCUGCCUCGUUUUCGUGCCCGGUUCCACCGUCCCCCGAGGAACACCCAAGUCGUUAAUAUGGCAGCGCAAGCUCUGGGAGCUGCACCAAGGCUGGUUGGGUUUGGCUCUAUCUGUUAUGGCAGCUUGGAUCAUCACCAAUGGCAUGAAGAACUUGUUCGGAAAGCCGCGUCCGGAUCUUCUUGACCGGUGCCAGCCAGACAUGGAGAACCUCAAGGAUUAUAUCAUUGGCGGGCUGCUCAGAUUGAAUAGCUCAUUGACUCCAGGCCACAUCCUCGGUCCUGGCACCCUCGUGAGCCCCAAUAUUUGCACGAAUCCCGACAAGGCUGUGUUGGACGAUGGCUUUAGGAGCUACCCUAGCGGCCAUUCUAGUUCAGCCUCAGCUGGUCUCGUUUACCUCUCCCUUUUCAUUGCGAGCAAGUUCGCGAUAACAAUCCCGUUCUUCUCUACUUCAGGCUCGUCGGCCGAUCACGAAACCACCGCCGCCGCCUUCCCCUCCAGAACCCGCAUUCCCAGCGUCAAGGUCAGCGGUCCGGAUUCGUAUGAGCUUUCCAAUCGCAGCCCCUCAGCCCUCACCAACUCCAUCGAAGACCCGGCCCUCUUAUCCAAAGGCGUGACGGCAACGAACCGAAAGAUAGCAGCUGUCCGCCGUCAGGCCGCGGCGCCACCUCUGUAUCUCCUCCUGGUAGCCAUCAUCCCCUUCUUCGCAUCAGUCUAUAUUGCCGGCUCCCGCUGGUGGGAUUUCAGGCACCACGCCUUCGACAUCCUCUUUGGCUACCUCAUCGGCCUCGUCGGCGCCAUCUUCGCCUUUAGGUAUUACCACCUCCCCAUAUCGCGCGGUGCGGGCUGGGCAUGGGGACCCCGCAGCCACGACAAGGCCUUUUGGGCGGGUGUGGGAAGCUAUAGCUAUGCCACGAGCCGCACGCGCGGCACGUACCGCUCGGGCGACGAGGAGGAGGCCCUGGGCGCGCCUAUCGAGCCGUACGGACGGGGAAGCGGCAUGAGCAGUGUCGCUCCUGUGGCGCCGAGAAAGGGCGGGUCGCAAGGGAUGGACGCGAGGGACGAGGAUACGUCAUAUACCGGGGCUUUGGGGAACGAUCACAGCCCUGAGCCACAUGCGAGAUGAACAACAAUAAUAACAUGAUUUGAUCGUUGACUCGUUGACGCUUUGUUUCGUGUUGUCAUUUGGCGGAGGUAGGUGGGUUCUGGAUACACACAUGUUAUUGGAAUGACACAAACGACUGGGCUGAAUAUGGGACUGGACUUCAAGGACGGGCUGGUUUAGGGAGGUGCUGUUUUUUCUCUUUUUUCCUUUCCUAUUCCCCGAAAGGCAGGCCGCUUGAUUGAUUUGGAAAAGGGGCGAGGCGAGUGCAGGAGGGGGUAAGGUCGUUUUCUUUCCGACAGGGAUUUAUUGACUCGAUCAGCGUUUGGUCGCUUGGUACAACCUCUAUUCUUUUGUCGACUUUUUUUCAUUUGGUAGUUUUGAACAAUUCUUUGCAACGGGCGUUGGGGGCAAGCCAUUUCCUUUAGGUGUGUAUCAUAAAGACAGGUAUCACAGGCCUUUUUUCAUCUUUUUGGGUCCGUUGGCUGGGCAGAAUCACAUCUGUUUUUACAAUCAAUUAAUCUGUGUGGACCA